UUUACGUGGUUUCGGUUUAAUGACAUGAUGAUCAUUCUAUGUAUGUAGCUACUUAUUUACGACUAAAUAAUACGAAGUUUAAUUUAGUUCAGUGCAUUUGAACAAAAUUAUGGCGACUAUUCCUGUUGUAGAUUUCAAACCAAUUUUUCAGUUGGGUGAAACUGAGGUAGACGGUGACAUUUGGAAAAAUAUUGGACAUCAAAUAGUGGAAGCCCUUCAUUCCUUCGGAUUCGUAUAUUUAGACAAUCAUGGCAUUGAUCUGAAUCAGAUUAAAAACGCUUUCAGCGCCAGUAGAACCUUCUUUGAGCAAGGGGCUGAGGAAAAGCUCCGCUACAAGUACGAGGACAAGUCCCCAAAGGGCUACCAUGGCCAAGGGUACAGAGAUAGGAGUUGUGGUAGUAUUUUUGAAGUUAGAGAAAGUUUCGACUGGACAGGACGAAUGAAGAAGCAUGGAAAUGAUCAACUAAACUUUUUCGAAGAACUGCAAAAUUUGCAAGAGAAGUGCAAACCUUUGGCCAAGGCGAUUUUCAAGUUAAUUGGCAUUGGUUUGAAAUUGGAUGACGAUAAUUAUUUUUUACAACGGUCCCAAUGGCUCUGCAACCCAGAUGUGCCAAGUUUUAAAACCUUUCGGUCCUUGUACUAUCCUGCGAUUCCAGAAGACGUAGAGAUCCCUCAAGGCGAAUUCAGAGUGAAGGAACAUUCUGAUUUCGAUUUUUUAACUUUUCUUUUUCAAGACUCUAUAGGAGGACUUGAGAUUAAGACAUCGAAUGGAAAAUGGAUACCAGCUACGCCUAUUCCUAACGCAGUCAUAAUCAACAUUGGGGAUUUGCUGGAAGCAUGGACUGGUGGAUAUUUUCCUGCUACGAAGCACCGUGUCCUCAUACCGGAAUCUGAAAUCAAGAAAAGAAUUGCACGGCAGUCUAUUGCAUAUUUUCUUCAUCCCGACAGCAACACAAUUGUUGAGCCAUUACAAUCUCCAGUAAUUGGAGCAUACUCCUUUCAACGUUUCAAAGCAUUUGAACACACAAAAUCAAAGCUUGCCACUGUCAAUUCUUAUUGAAUUAAAAAUGACUACAAAAUACACAAUUAUCAUUAUUUGAGA
This is a messenger RNA of Folsomia candida, 1102 nucleotides long. Its product is annotated as 2-oxoglutarate-Fe(II) type oxidoreductase ppzD. The transcript has 4 exons. The record is from RefSeq and is a predicted model, not a curated record. Gene Ontology annotation, molecular function: dioxygenase activity. NCBI's taxonomy places the organism in Eukaryota, Metazoa, Arthropoda, Collembola, Entomobryomorpha, Isotomidae. The coding region runs from base 110 to 1060 and encodes 316 amino acids.